UAUAACUUUUAUAAUCUUAUAUGCCUCCAAAAGAUCUAUGUGCCUUUAACAUCAUAGGAACUUAGAAAAAAAAGAGAGGCAGACGAUGAUGGACGAAGAACAAGACAGGAUCAGCAACUUAUCGGACGAUGUUUUGGCUCACAUUCUGUCGUUUUUGGAACUAAGGGAUGCUUUCAAAACCAUGAUUUUAUCAAAAAGAUGGGAAAAGGUUUGGACUUUGACUCAUAGCAUCAACUUGAAUAAUAAAUCAUGUGUGAGGCGCUUCGAUCAACGCUUGUCUCUUGACAAAGAGAUUAGACGAAGAACUACUUUCAUUAACUUCAUCAAUGGGGUUUUAUUUGGCGAUAACAUGAUAUUUCCGGUAAAAGCCUUCACCCUUUCAUAUUAUUUUGGUUAUGCAGAUUUCAUUAGGCAUAGACACAGCCCAUAUCUCAUCAAAUGGGUUGAUGCGGUAAGUACAAAUGAUCUUGAAAAGUUUGAUUUUUCUAUUUCGAUUGAUUGUACAUUUCCGGUUCUCAAUAUGCCUCCUACAUUGUUUCAAUGCCAAAACCUGGUAACACUAAGUUUAGAGUCCAUUAAUAGAGUUCUUAUCUGUUUCGAUGUCCUUGAAACUGCCUGUUUAUUGAGUCUUAAGUAUCUCCGUCUUGUUAAAGUCCGAUUCGAGGAAGAAAACACGUUGAAGAAUCUUUUAUCAGGCUGUCCUGUUCUUGAAGAACUAUACAUGGAACCCGGGGAUACUGGUUUUAAAUCAAUCCCGCAUUUUUACUUUAUUUCACCUUCAUUGAAGAUACUAAGAUGGAAACGUGAAGAAGGGUUUCAUGGUUAUUUUGUUGUUAAAGCACCAAAACUUGAACAUCUUCAUUUUGUGGAACAUUCUAUGUUGGGUUUUAGCAUGAGUGUUUCACCCUCUUUAGUUUCUGUUGUUAUGGAUAUUGGUUCAUCUUUCGGUCAUCAUGGCCAUAUAUCAGUCAAGAAGCUUUUCCAAGGCAUCUCCAAUGCUCAAAAACUUGAAUGGUCCACGCACCGUACAUUUAUGGCUAAUAAGGUAGAGCUUGAUAAUUUACCUGAGUUCUGCAAUUUGACCCAUUUGAAAAUAGGAAGUUGCCAAGACUUGUAUUUUGUUUCUUCCAUUAUUCAACAUUCACCUCAUUUGAAGCACUUGAUCUUUGAUAAGGAUCACUUCAUCUCCGGACCAAUGACAUGGAGUCCUCCGGUGCCAGUCCCACCGUGUUUGGUAUCACACCUCGAAACGGUAGAAAUCAUUGCACCUGAAGGCCAAACAAGCUACGAAAUUGAAUUGAUUUUAUAUCUUCUGCAUGAGGGAAAGGUAUUGAAAAAGAUGAUUGUCACUCCAUUUUCAUGUAUGGACUUGAGGAGGAAACUGUGGGAAUCUCCAAAGACGGGCGGAUGCAAGAUUGUGUUUUCCGAUUUUCCGGCCGGUGGUACAUCAAGAUAACAAGAAUUGGUUUGUUAAUGGAGUGUACAGCAAGUGCUUAUUGCUGAUGGAAAAAUGGAUAGGAAAAAAGUAAUAUGUUUUAGUUUGCUUGAGAGUGAAGUGCAAGUCUUUUGGUGAUACAUUGAUGGGAAAUAGUGUUUAAUUUGAUUAAAAAAUUUGUGAACUGUCCAUGAAACAUUAUUAUGAUGCACUUGAUUUGAAGCAUAUUAUGAAUCCUCUUUGGAUUAUACAUUGCACUCAAUUUAAUUAAUGAGACAUUGAGGGAUUACUG
Gossypium raimondii (Peruvian cotton) is the source of this 1727-nucleotide messenger RNA. RefSeq names its product F-box/FBD/LRR-repeat protein At4g26340. The record is from RefSeq and is a predicted model, not a curated record. Gene Ontology annotation, molecular function: protein binding. The coding region runs from base 86 to 1456 and encodes 456 amino acids. Lineage: Eukaryota; Viridiplantae; Streptophyta; Magnoliopsida; Malvales; Malvaceae. The transcript has 3 exons.